Molecule: messenger RNA, 1392 nt
Organism: Impatiens glandulifera
Lineage: Eukaryota; Viridiplantae; Streptophyta; Magnoliopsida; Ericales; Balsaminaceae
Exons: 5
Coding region: 49-879 (276 amino acids)
Source: RefSeq, a predicted model, not a curated record
CAAAAAUGCAGUAACAAUUGGGAUCAAUUGAAGAGAAAGAGAGAAGCAAUGAUAUUGAAUUGCUAUCAGAUUGCCACUUUAUCUCUAACCCAGAAACAUCUACCGGUGAAAACUGUUAGAUUCACUUUGAAAAUCCAAGCAAAAGAUUUACGGGCGCAGCUCGAUCAACUCCACCAUGAAGCUCAGACCACCGGAGCUGAAGCAAGCAAAGCAAGAUUUAGGCUAAUGCGUCUGUCUGAAGCGGCAGAAAAACUUCGACAACAAGCAGCUAUUAAUGUUCAGAAAGGAAGAGAGAAUGAUGCUAGAGAGCUUCUUAUGCAGAAGAAGAAGGUUAUGCUGGCCUUAGAGAAGACAAGUACUCGUAUUGCAUUACUUGAUGAGCUUUCAGCCAAGCUUAAUGAGGCUAUAUCCGUCAUGGAAAGUCAGCUAAUUGAGAGGAUUUCCUCUGACCUUGAAGUUGAACAAGACGUCGCUUCUGGUCCUGUUAGGAUUGUUUCUCCCAAGGAGGAAGAAGAUCCGGGGGACUUAAGUGAAAAGAACAUUGAUUCAGAAACCAUCAUUCCCAUUGAGGAUAAACACUUGGAAGUAAACUCCAGAAGCCAACCUGAUUCAGCUAGCAUUGAGAAUAUGAGGAGUAAAUAUGACUUAUUGCCUAGCCUGAAAGACAUUUCGUCGUACGAGGACUUUCUGGCAGUUGUUAAUCAACAGCUGGAGACAAUCGAAGAGGAGUUAGUCACAGUCUUGAGUCUCUCCACUCUGUUGUUUGAUGAAAUGGAGAAGGCAAAAAGUACAAAGGCAAAGCUACUAUUUGAAGUUCUUGAAGAUGUUCGUAGGAUUAGAGCAAGAUACUUUAAUUCUAGAAGUGAAAAUAUCUUAUAAUUUGAAGUGGGUGGUCAUGGAGGUAGGAUGCUGUCCUAGCCUCUUCUAGGGAAAAAACCCUUUGUCCCCAAAAAAAGGUCUUAUAAGAAAAGAAGUGUGUAUUUGUUCAUUGUAUUUGAUUGUUUCUGGCUCACUGAUGAGGUGCAGACCUUGGAAACAGACCAUGAGAAAGAGAGUAGAAAAUUUCAUGUAGAAACAGAGGGAUACCAUCAACCUUGGAUUCAAUUUUCUGAUGAAGGAUGAGGGCCAUGGCAUGUCUCGUUUUUAGGAUCCCGACGAGAGAAGAGAGGAGUGGAAGAGUUCAGAAUCUUCAGAACAAAUAAACAAAAUUCAAUUCAAUUCAAAUUUUCUUUUCUUUUUUUACUUUCCGAGAACAUGGUCAUUUUAUCUAAGAUUUGUUGGUUUAUGAUAAAAAGAAACUAUAGGCCAAAGAAGACUUGUCCUUGACAUAUCUGGAGUUGCUACUUUGUCUACAAGGGCUGAUUUCAAUAUAACCUGGAAGUUUUAUGUGCU